Molecule: messenger RNA, 1224 nt
Organism: Penaeus indicus
Lineage: Eukaryota; Metazoa; Arthropoda; Malacostraca; Decapoda; Penaeidae
Exons: 9
Coding region: 1-1224 (407 amino acids)
Biological process (GO): synapse organization
Cellular component (GO): neuron projection membrane
Source: RefSeq, a predicted model, not a curated record
AUGGUACCAGAGUCCUUCGGGUCUCGGCCCGUCAAAGCCUCAUUCCUAAACAUGAGCUUUCACUAUACAAUAGAGUUUGUGAAGAUGAAGAUUGUGUUGCGGGACGUUUUCCAAAAUGCUGACGAAGACAUGAGUAAUUUUGAGAAUCUGAAGGAGAAUGAACAACAGAUCAAUACCGUUGAGUUGGCUGCUACUCAUACUGAUUGCUGCCUCAGUGCCAAGAGCGUGACCCUCAACCUGCCCCUCCCGCCCACGCCCAACACGCCACGCCCACUCCCUCUGAAGAUCCAGAAGUUCAUCAGCGUGUCCGAGUCCCACUACGACCACGCCCACCACAAGCACCACCCGGAAGAGACGCCCGAGCCACACUUCGCCCCCGUCAACGCCACCAGGAGGGUGUUCUUGGGGGCGACGGCGAAUUUGCAUUGCACGGUGCACGAUCUCGGCAACGAAUCGGUCUCCUGGAUGCGCUGGGAUGGUGACGAACUGCGUCUGCUGACCUGGGACGUGCACACCUACGCGGACGAUGAGAGGUACGCUCUGGUCCACGAGACAGGCGACAGGUGGCAGAGGUGGCAGCUGGUGAUUCGUGACACCCAGGUGAAGGACGGGGGCAAGUACAGGUGCCAAGUAGCGACAGUGCCACCGCUUGUUCUCGACAUCGUCCUCCAGGUCACGGAACCGAGAUGCCGGGUUGUAGACGAACGCGGAGAGGACGUCUUGGAGAAACAUUACAACAGUGGUAGCAUGAUUGAACUCAAGUGCAUCAUCGAUCAGGUGCCGUUCCCUCACCUGCCGGUCACCUGGCGUCGAGGGGACGUCACCCUUGUCUUCAAUAACUCUAGAGGCGGGAUCAGUGUGAAGGGCGACUCAGAGUCAGGAUACCUGGCCAGCCGUCUGUACGUAGCAAAAGCAUCUCCCACGGACUCGGGUCGGUAUGCCUGUUGGUACGGCAACUACACCAGCGCCUCGGUCACCGUCCAUGUUAUAGCAGGGGAGAACUCAGCAGCAAUGCAACAUGACAGCCUGCCGGACUCGAGCACAACAGGUGGAUCGAGUUCACAGAGCCACGUUUCCUCCUUCUGGCUCCUGGCACUGCUGGCACUCUCCACGUCCUUCGUCCUCUCCUGCAGCCCUCCCUCGCAGUGCCACAGUGCCAGGGCUACGGGAGGCAAGGAGAGCCAUCCCCUGUGUAGGCACCGCGUCUAUGUCUCCAGCAGAUAA